This is a messenger RNA of Camarhynchus parvulus, 5981 nucleotides long. RefSeq names its product ubiquitin specific peptidase 3 (gene USP3). The transcript is spliced from 15 exons. Lineage: Eukaryota; Metazoa; Chordata; Aves; Passeriformes; Thraupidae. Gene Ontology annotation, molecular function: zinc ion binding; cysteine-type deubiquitinase activity. Gene Ontology annotation, cellular component: cytoplasm. The record is from RefSeq and is a predicted model, not a curated record. The coding region runs from base 475 to 2040 and encodes 521 amino acids. Gene Ontology annotation, biological process: protein deubiquitination.
CUUCAGGCCCAGGAGCAUCUCAGUGAAGGUGGUCUGUGGGGUUUGGGAGUCACGCUUACCUGCCUGUGAGUCGGUAGGAGUGAAGAGGUCGCCUUUUUUUAAUUAUUUUGUUCAUUGAUUUAAUAAUGCAAAUAAUCCUGUCAUCACUACUGUCCCUCACAUGAUCUUGUUUGUUCAGAGGCAUUCCCUUUAAACGUGCCGUGUGCCAGGUGUUUUAAAUUUGGCUUUCUCCACAGAUGAUCCCCGAUGUUUGCUGUCGUUUGUUUGCUGUAGUUGUGUUCAGUUGUGCUCCGUACGGAAGUGGACACAACUAUAUCGGUUUCAGUGGGAAGUAGGCCCUGCUUAGAGUAGCAGCGGGACUUGUGCCUGUGGGCCCUGGAGAGAAAGAGAGAAUGCCUCCUUUGGGAAUGACCAACCAGGGAGCACUGAAGGGCUGGGUGUAUUUUAAGAUGUUCCUUUUUUUUUAAAGGAAAGAUGGUUUUCCUUUGUCUCGUGGUGUCAAUGCCUUGGUGUGGGAAGGCUGCUGCUUACUUAACUUGUUCCCUGAUUGCAGUUUCCGGGAGCCAAGUGUGCCGGUCAAAUAAAAGUCCCUGGGUCUGUCUGACGUGCUCGAGUGUCCAUUGUGGAAGAUAUGUGAAUGGGCAUGCAAAGAAGCAUUAUGAAGAUGCACAGAUUCCUAUGACCAAUCAUAAGAAAACAGAAAAACAGGAGAAAGUUCAGCAUACUGUGUGUAUGGAUUGCAGUAGUUACAGUACAUACUGUUAUCGUUGUGAUGACUUUGUAGUCAAUGAUACCAAGCUGGGCCUGGUACAGAAGGUCAGAGAGCACCUACAGAACUUGGAAAACUCAGCCUUUACAUCAGACAGACAUAGGAAAAGAAAACUAUUGGAAAACUCAUCUCUGAACAGCAAGUUAUUGAAAGUAAAUGGAAGCACCACUGCCCUUUGUGCCACAGGCCUGCGGAACCUGGGGAACACUUGUUUCAUGAAUGCAAUCCUGCAGUCACUCAGUAACAUUCAGCAGUUUUGCUGUUACUUCAAAGAGUUGCCUGCAGUGGAGCUGAGGAAUGGGAAGACGGCAGGGCGGCGAACUUACCACACCAGGAGCCAGGGGGAUAACAAUGUUUCACUUGUGGAAGAAUUCAGAAAGACACUCUGUGCUUUAUGGCAAGGAAGCCAAACUGCAUUUAGUCCAGAGUCUUUAUUUUAUGUUGUUUGGAAAAUAAUGCCAAAUUUUAGGGGAUACCAGCAACAGGAUGCCCACGAGUUCAUGCGUUACCUUUUGGACCAUCUACACCUGGAACUCCAGGGUGGCUUCAACGGUGUUUCACGUUCAGUAAUCUUGCAAGAAAAUUCUAACCUGUCUGGAAGCAACAAAUGUUGCAUAAAUGGAGCAUCUACUGUUGUCACUGCCAUUUUCGGAGGCAUUCUUCAAAAUGAAGUCAACUGCCUAAUAUGUGGGACUGAAUCUAGAAAGUUCGACCCAUUCCUAGACCUUUCGCUAGAUAUUCCAAGUCAGUUCAGAAAUAAACGUACUAAAAACCAAGAGGGUGGACCAAUGUGCACGCUACGAGAUUGUCUUCGCAGUUUUACAGACCUGGAAGAACUUGAUGAGACAGAGCUGUACAUGUGUCACAAAUGCAAAAAGAAACAGAAGUCCACCAAAAAAUUCUGGAUUCAGAAACUACCAAAGGUGCUAUGCUUACACUUGAAACGCUUUCACUGGACGGCAUAUCUGAGAAACAAGGUCGAUACGUAUGUUGAGUUUCCCUUGCGAGGCCUAGACAUGAAAUGCUACUUGUUAGAGCCUGAAAACAGUGGCCCAGAGAGCUGCCUGUAUGACCUCGUGGCUGUGGUUGUGCAUCACGGCUCAGGCGUUGGCUCCGGCCACUACACAGCGUAUGCAGCGCACGAGGGCCGCUGGUUCCACUUCAAUGACAGUACUGUAACCCUGACUGACGAGGAGACCGUGGGCAAGGCCAAGGCCUACAUCCUCUUCUACGUGGAGCGCCAAGCCAAGCCUGGAGCAGAGAAACUUUAAUACCUCCUUUGCAUUCUUACUUAUCAAAGUCCACUGGACAAACAUUUCCAUUUUUCCAUAAAUACUUGAUCCAAGACUUAUUAAUUUCAUUGUGCACUUUGCAAUUUCCUCUUGUGGGUUUUUGUUUUGUUGUGUCAAUGGUAGCAUUUGACUUACUGAACUUGGACACAAACUAACUUUUUUUUUAGUUAUACCAGAAAACCUCAGCAGAUUUUGAUUUGCUGCUUUAGUUGUGAUAACUCAAUUUUUAUAUAUAUAGUUUCAUGAAAUAGUUAUUUGACUUUUUUAUAUUAAUGUUUUCAGUUCUCACUUUCUAAAGGCACAUUUACAUCAAAAAAACUCUGUCCUCCUUACAAGCAAGAUAAAUGUGCUUUUGAUCAUGAAAAGCAAUACAACUUCAUGCUGUUCGCAGUCCUAUUAUGUAGAUAUGACUUAAUCUCUUUAAAUCAAGGAAUUGUUUGCACGUACUACUUUCCCUCGUGCAAGAAACUUAAACAGUGACCUCUGACCAAUCAUCCUUUGUCUGCAGAGGACAGGCAAUAUAACAUCAGUAAGUAGGCCAGGUAAUUGCUGCUAUAUUGGUGUAUUCAGGCUGGUGAAUUUCAGGAAUCAUUGUAAAUAAACAGUUGGUUCAAUUGUAUCAAUACUGCAAUUUAAUUACAGUACUGCUCAGCUAUGCUGCCCCCUACCCCCUGCAAAUUCAAAACAAUUAUCUUUACCUGUCUAAAUUACUUUGCCCUUUAUGGAACCUGAAUUGCAUUUGACAUCUCUUGGUUUACACUGUCAUCCUGAAAUUGGACCGUGAACACUUACGUGCUUGAAAACUGUGGAGACUUCCUGGCAGUAGAAUCCCAAGUAAAACCCCUUAGUUCCUAGUGGGAAUUGGAAGCACAGCCCCAAGGGCUGGGGUUUGUGAGAACAGGCGUAGGUCUAAAUGCAGCUCUGCAUGCAGCUCUGCUCCAUGGCUACAGUUCACUUGGAAGCACGAGGAGACAGAUGGUGUUGCAGGUGCUUUGCAUGAAAUUGUUCUGUCAGUUCAAGUGCAAACUCAAGGAAGGAUGCUCAGUCUCUCACAGCAGAGCCCUCACAGGAGAAGUGCUAAGCGUGUUUGUGACUGGAGCAGGCUCAGAGAGCUCCUGUGGCAUUUACACACUGGCCCAGGGUGGCAUUUUUUUCAGUCUCUAGGUGAACACUAGAGUCAUGGUGCAGUUUCUAAAACCUGGCUACGUAAUAGAGAAAGACUACACUAAAAAACCCAAACCAGUUUUAGCUCUACUGCUGAUGAGUGGAAGUCAGCUACUGUGAUGGGAAAGGCAGACAGGAAAACCACUACUGCCAAAGCCAGGAAUCUGACAGAAAACAUGAAAUUUGAGAACUGCUCCAUUUCAGAUCUGUUCCCUCAGUCUCUCCUUUCUAGCUGGCUGUCUUGUGCCAAGCAAGGAGCUGGACGCUCCUGAAAGCUCAGUACGAGGAGACUACAGUUCAUGGAGAGUCCCACCACCAAACAGCAGCUCUUAGUUAACUACAAAGUUCAGUUGUCUGAAAACUCCAAGUGGGAGUCCUGUUUUAGUUGAUGCCCCCGAAGGACAUAGGUGGGGAGGCUGGAGUGGAGCCCAGAGCAGCCUGGGGCACAGGGAGUGCACAGCAGUGCCUUGCCCUGGGGUCCUGCUGGCUGUUCACAGGCCACGAUAAGGACAAAUUGGAGUCAGGCAUUUGGUACAGGGCCAUUCUUGAGAGCUUUGUCACAGCAGCUUAAACCAGGAAAGGGAGAAAUUGGCUUAAUCCAAAACUGCAGAAGUCAUUCAGCAUGGCUAAUGGGUUUUGAAGUGUGCACACAGGUUAAGACUAUAGCGUUAUUUGAUACAGUGACAUAUUUAUAAGGAUGCUGUCUUUUACUUAAGUUGAACAGUAACUAGAACUGCCAUUUCUUUAAGCUGUAGAUAGUUUGUCACCUUCCCUUCCUUACAGGCAGUCUUUCUUCUAAUCGAGAGUAGGUUGCUGAUACUUAGACAAGCAGAAAAUGGAGCAGGUAAAGCAUUGUAUCACAUUCCUGCCAUUCCUGCUGCUCACAGGGACCUGCACAGAUGCCACCUCUAGCUGUGUUUUCUCUGCAUGCUGCUUGGACCGGAUUUUUUUAGAAUUUACCUUUGAGAAUGCCAAGCUUAAAAUACAUGACUAUCUCUGGGCCAACAGCAGUUUAACUUACAGUAGUCAGGUGUAUGCAGUGUUCUUGCAAAACAGUGAUGUAAAUGUGCCUUUCUGUAUUUUUAGAAAUUUAAAUUUGUAAUCUUCAGCAACAUUCACUUCUUUUAAUCGACUUCUACUUGUCAGCAAUUGUUUGGGUCAGAGUUAUGUUCUGACUUGAGCAUUUUCUUUCAGUCCCAUUUGCUGUGUCCCACGCAGCUCCUGGGCAGUGGUGUCUCCAGCAGGGCUGUGUGGGGCUGCUCUGGGGAAACGAUGCAAUCACAGCAGGCUGUCCUUGCAGCAGGUGCUGCUCAGGACUCAGCCAUAUGCUUUGCUGGAACAAGUACAUUGUAAAUCCUUUCCUAAUUUAAUUUUCUCCCACUGCAAACUCAGAUGGGCAGUAUGAACAGUUUGUUGUGGCAACACAAGUAUUUCUCUUCCUGGUGGAGAACUUUGCUUAUCCACUGUAUUCUAUUCAGUGUGGUGUCGGAAAAAAAGUAACUGAGCACUGAACCAGUAACAUAAUACUGCACCUGGCCUAGUAUUACCUUUUUAACCUAGCUUGUAUAUCCUGUAUUUAUCUAUUCGCUUGUGGGGGGGAAUAUCUCUUUCAUUUAAGCCAAAUGUUUUUUUCUACUUACUGCUCAUCAUAGUACACACUAGCUGGCAAGAAGAUUUUUUUCUUGCUUGAGACUGCUCUGCAAGCAGCAGCUGCUCUCUACAGUUCAAAGACUUGCAUCUUUUCCACCAAAAUGUGUCCAAUCAAAGGUUGUCCUUUUGUUACUGAUUGUUUAGCCACGUAUACAACUGGAGCCAAUAUUUAUGUCAAUCAAACCAGCAAAAUGUCCAGCUCCUAAAUGUCAGCAAGAGAGUUUAAAAGUUUGAGACAGGAAGGGAUAGUGGACUUGUAUCAAAAACAGGAGGCCAUUUAUGAUGAUUUUGCUAAAUCAGUGGGAAGUGUAACACAUGGUGUUAAGUUCCCCCAGCAAUGUUUCAUUACUGAUGUGUCUGUGUCUUACUGAUGAGGUAAUGGGCACCUUGACAGCUGAUUCCAACGUGCUUUAGGAUAUUCUCAAGUACUGUAGUGCCAUAGUUGUAAUUGUUUACCAUUAAAAUCUUGUGUGUAAUUUUCAGUGAGGAUUACUGACUGUGCUCAUCUUGUGUGUUUCUGGAGCAUUUCCAGGAUGAAUGUGAAUUAUAUCUCAUCACAUAGUGUGUUUAUGGAAAAUGUGCCAUUAAAGUGUCUCCUUUCCUUAGAAAAUGAAACUCCUUGUCCUUCUACAGGCUUGCAGAACAUUGGUGUAUGUCCUCUGAACACAAAUGACAGAAUACUGUACCUUGGUCUGGGAAAAACAAAAUAAAGCAAUUGCAGUGUUCCUAACUCUGUCACACCUCUACCAAACUUAGCACCUAACCCUAAAGAGGACCUGCCAUUCCAUUUUGAACUCCUUGUCACCCAACUGUUGUUAAUUUUUAUGUCAGAUUGUGGUGUGUCCCCUCUGUCUGGCAAGAGUCCAUCCUAACAUCCUUGUCAUUCAGUUUUGCUAGAUUGUUGAUUUGUUGUUAAUUUGGGGGGUUUCUUAAUUGGCAUUUUUUAAAAUAGUAUUCCUGUUAUGUGUAACUCUGAGAAGUCUCAACUGUUUAAACCUGCUCAAAAACAAAGGUAAGUUCUUGAGAUUUGAAAAUGCUAAUAUGAGAAUGAAGAACACCUGCAGGCACAUCUUUUAAGCUGCUGUUUUCCAGUAAACUGCAUUACC